Molecule: messenger RNA, 1136 nt
Organism: Wyeomyia smithii (pitcher-plant mosquito)
Lineage: Eukaryota; Metazoa; Arthropoda; Insecta; Diptera; Culicidae
Product: trypsin-1-like
Exons: 3
Coding region: 97-900 (267 amino acids)
Biological process (GO): proteolysis
Molecular function (GO): serine-type endopeptidase activity
Source: RefSeq, a predicted model, not a curated record
ACGCAAAUCAGAAGGCGAAUGAUAUUCCAACGUCUCUAGGAUUUACGAUUUAGUUCCAGUUCAACUCAGAAAGCUGUCUAGUCAGCCAGUUCCGAAAUGUCCAGAUUAGUUGUGCUCUGCUUGUGCAUUGCUGCUGCAACAGCAGCCACCAUUGGAGACAAAAAAGACUCUCGGAUAGUUGGCGGCGUCGAGGCAUUACCAGACGAGUAUCCGUACGUCGUGACGAUUCAGCGAAACUUCGUUUUCUGGUCCAGCCACGUCUGUGGAGGCAGUAUCCUGAAUGGCUUCCACGUGCUUUCUUCGGCAAACUGCUUUUUCAAUAACCUGAGUGCUAGAUAUCGAGUCCAGGCUGGUAAGCUGAGGUUGAAUGCUGUCGAAGCUACAGAGCAGACCAUCCAGGUCCAACGAAUUACAAUACAUCCUGGUUACAAUGGAGGAAUCAGUGCUAAUGAUAUUGCUAUACUUCGUUUGGCAUCGCCUUUCGGUUUCACUGACAGCAUUCAACCAGUCGUACUACCAACAAUCGACACUAUUCCCAGUGGCGUCGUGCGUAUCGCCGGAUGGGGUUCCACCUCGAUGGGCUUGCUACCCAGUAUGCCGAACAUUCUACAGCAGACCCGAGUAGCCAUCGUUCCGAAUCUGGAGUGUCAAAUUCUGAUGGGAGGAUCCGGUAUUGGUCCGGUUAACGAAGACAUGGUCUGCGUGGGUCCCAUCACCGGUGGUAUCGGUACCUGCGAUGGAGAUUCCGGUAACCCAGUCGUACAGGUGGUUAAUCAACAAUACGUUCAAGUUGGAAUCGUCGGCUGGCACCCACGCCCCUGCGGACAUGCGGGAAUACCGUCGGGUGGUGCACGGGUUUCGGCGUUCAUCGAAUGGAUUAACCUGAAUGCUGAGUUCUAAGCUCAUAAGAAAUACAAUAAUUGUGAAGCAGAUGGCUGUUAUAUUUUGUUCAAGUUUCAGUAUUUAGGCGAUGUUAAAACUGAAGAUAGAGAAAACAAUUACAUUCAAAAAAAUUGGAACCCAUUUUAUUGCGUCUUUUAAUGACGUGCCUUCCUUACAAAUGUUAUGAUCACAUACAUCUUGUGCCCUGAAUUUUGUUCAAAUAAAUUAACAAGAGUUGUGUUGAAAAGGUCUAA